This is a messenger RNA of Misgurnus anguillicaudatus (oriental weatherfish), 2759 nucleotides long. Lineage: Eukaryota; Metazoa; Chordata; Actinopteri; Cypriniformes; Cobitidae. The record is from RefSeq and is a predicted model, not a curated record.
CGUGUUUAAAACAGAGGCGCGAUGUCUGUCUUCAACGCAUUGUUCUGUUGCACACAUUUCCGUGAACAUCAAGAUGAACGCAACAGAGAGCAGUAAUAAAGUAACAUCUUCUGUAGGUCUGUUAAUCACCAAACCUGAUGCCAGGCCAAUAAGAAACAACUCACCCAGAACAGUGUCUCGGCCUGACUGGAUACUCUACUCAGUUCCUGCCUCAGCGUUUGUUAUUGGCAUCUUUGUGUUCACCUUUAUCUGCAAAACACAACGACCCAAAACACAUGCAAAGCAGAGGACCUUCAUAAAUGCACAAGUGGGCAACUAUAAUAGCUUUAGGCAUUCAACAGAUGGUUUGCAGAACAUAAAUAUUAACAAGAAAGAUGACGCACAGUCUUAUGAGAAUGUAGAGGCGGCCAUAUACACCAAUCAAGAUAAAGUCACAUAUUAUGUUUCUGCAGACCAAGAUUACAUCACCCCCGAUGAAAUGAAGGAGGGAGUGGAGACGCAUCAGGAUACCUUACAAUUGCCUCAAAAUCUAACAGAUACUGACGGAGAGUCUUAUGAGAACAUGGCGAGCUUGUACGCUGAACCCCGCAAAUGUUCACAGCGGCACCCAACUGAACAAGAAGAGGACUACAUCAAUCCUGAUGAUGAUGGACACCAGAACCUCACUCAUACAGACACAGAAUCAUAUGAAAUGAUGGCGGAUCCAACCUGUCAGUAUGACAACACAGACGAUUCAUAUGAACAGAUGAAUGGAAUCCCUUUCCAGUAAGAGAUGGACUGAUGAAAAUAAACGAUACUGAAAUGAAAUAUACUCUGAGUUGGACACAGUAUUUUGUAUCUGAUUAUUUGAGAGAGUGAAAAAGAGAGAUUGAUAUUAAGUGUGAGGGCCAGAAAGAGAGACUCUAAAGUCAUAUUGUGCCUUAUUCAUAUGUGAACUUUAGAGAACAUCAAGAAUGUGUUAGAUUAAUCUCACUGAACCUGAAGCAGGUUUCUGUUGAUAACUAACACCAUGUGGGUGGGGAAAACCAGUUCAGGUAUAAAUAAUUAUAUCCUAACCCACUUGUUACUAUCCUGCCAUACAUUAUGAAAAUUCUGCCACCAUUAUGGAUUUUUUUCUCAAAUUUGUGCAAUAUGAUUGGUGAAAAAUGUUUACUGUUUUAAAGUGUAGAUAAAAGGGUUGUCUUGUUUUUCAGUACAAGUACCUAAAAAUUCUUCAACCGAGAUACGUUUACUUGCAAAAUGACCUAAGAUAUUAAGGCUUAAAAUAGGUAAAAAUAUCUGCCAGUGAGAUAAGAAAAAAAACGUAACAAUAAGGUUUGCUAACAUUUGCUAACAUGUAAAUUAAAAAUACGUCUAGAGCAUUUAUUAAUCUUAGUUCAGGUUAAUUUUAGCAUUAAUAAUACAUUAAUAAAAUUAAAAGGUGUAACUGUUAACAUGCACCAUGAACUAACAUGUAUGCAUAACUGUAUUUGCAUUAACAAAUACUAACAUAUGUUAGUACACACAGCUGUCACUGUACCUUUUAGAAAGGUCCUUAAACAUAAUUACAUAUACAUUUUGAACCAGUAUGCACCUUUAAGAUACUAUUUUUGAAAGGGUUCAGUCCCAAUUACAGCUGGGGUACAUAUUUUGACAAUUUUUUCUUACAGUGAAUCCUAAAAAACUAUAUUGAUCAUUGUUAGUUCAUGUUAGCUAUAAGACAAUGUUAGCAAAUAUAACCGUAUUGUAAAGUGUUACCAAUAAAUUCAACUUCAAUAAACUUAAAUUUUAUUUUUCUUACCCCUCUGGAAGAUACUUUUAGUUGUUUUGGGCAUAAAUUCACUUGAUUUUCUUUUUUUUUCAGGAAACAAGACUUAAUAUUUUGGGUCAUUUUGCCAAUCUUAAUAAUGCAUAUCGAUUAAAGAAUAUUUAGUAUUUCUACUAAAAUACUAAUAUACUGACAUUAAUUUCUUGCAGUGUAGUUUUAAAGGGAUAGGCACCAAAAUAAUGUACAUUUUUGUCAUCAUUUACUCACCCUUAUGUUAUUCCAAACUUGUACACAUGUUCUUUGUUCUGCAAAACACAAAUGAAGAUAUUUAGAAAAAUGUUAAUAACCAAACAGAUCUGGGGCACCAUUCAUUUCCAUGGUAUUAUUUUUUUCCUACUAUGGAAGUAAGUAAAUAUCUUCAUUUGUAAUCAGCAGAAUAAAGAACAUGUAUACAAGUUUGGAACAACAUAAGGGUGAGUAAAUGAUGACAAAAAUCUUUUUUUUUUGUGCCUAUUCCUUUAAGGGUUGUGACUGGCAGCUGUGUAGCCAAAGAUGAUAUAUUUUAUACACAACUAUAUUUUUAAGUCUCAUUAAAAAUUUGUCACACUGCAAAUAAUUACAAUAAAACAUUCAUCACAAUUGUUUUUAGCGUCAAUGCAAAUUUCAACAAACUGGCUUAUUAUGUGAUUUACUUCAUCUAAAACUUUGUUUCACUUAGUCUUGGUUAAUUUUUAUACGUGGAGAUUCAAAGUCAUUAUUAUAAUACAUAGAUUAUUUUUACUUGACAAUGUCAUGUCACGCCACAGGACUAUUUAACCAAUCUGAAAGAAAGCGAAGUGAAAGAAAAAAAAAAAAGAAACAUUAACUGAUUACAUAAUCAUGCAUUUAAAGGGGACAUACCAUGAAAAUCUGACUUUUUCCAUGUUUAAGUGCUAUAAUUUGGUCCGCAGUGUUUUUAUCAACCUAGAAAAUGUGAAAAAGAUCAACCCAGUAACUUAGUUUUGGUAAACCA